UUCCUCCAAACAUCACCCCAAAUUAGCUCUAGCAAUGGGCCGUAUGCUGCCCAACCAAAACCACCACCGUAAUGCCGCCCCCUGCCGCACCCGCCACACCCCGCCAUCAUCCUAACCUCCCAACCAUCCACUCCACCGUCUCCUGGCUCUUCCUUUCCCUACUCUUCCUCUACAUUGUCUACUAUUCCACCAUCCUCUUUGAGCCUGCCCCUACCUUUACCAACAAAACCACCUGCCAAGAUUCCGAUAACCGCCUCGAAAACCUCCAAAGCAACACAAGCAAACCAACACAAACCGAGCUCAAACACAUUGCAUUCGGCAUUGCAGCCUCGUCGAGACUAUGGCAGACCAGGAAGGAAUAUCUAAAGCUAUGGUGGCGGCCUGGGGAGACACGAGGGGCGGUUUGGCUAGAUAAGCGAGUAAGAACCACCAAAGACGAUAACCUACCCGACAUCCACCUCUCUAACGACACCUCAAAGUUUCCAUACACAAAUCCAGACGGGGAUCGAUCCGCUAUUAGGAUUUCUAGAGUGGUAUCGGAAACACUACGGUUGGGAAUGGAAGAUGUGCGGUGGUUUGUUAUGGGAGAUGAUGACACUGUGUUUAUUGUGGAGAAUUUAGUUAGGAUUUUGUCUAAGUAUGAUCAUAAUCAGUUUUUUUAUAUUGGGUCGACGUCAGAAAGUCAUAUUCAGAACAUGUUGUUCUCGUAUGGGAUGGCGUUUGGUGGCGGUGGGUUUGCGAUUAGUUACCCGUUGGCGGUUGAGUUGGAGAAGAUGCAGGACCGAUGUCUUCGAAGAUAUUCCGGUUAUUAUGGGAGUGAUGAUAGAAUGCAUGCUUGUAUGGCUGAACUUAAUGUUCCACUCACCAAAGAACUAGGGUUUCAUCAGUAUGAUGUGCAUGGGAGUCUAUUGGGUCUAUUAGCAGCCCAUCCAGUAACUCCAUUUGUCUCACUCCACCAUCUUGAUGUAGUGGACCCAAUAUUCCCUGGGAUGACUAGAGCACAAGGCAUCAAACAUUUGCUAGAAUCAGCAAAGUAUGAUUCUGCAAGUAUCAUACAGCAGUCCAUCUGCUAUGACAAGAAAAGAGAAUGGUCCAUUUUGGUGUCAUGGGGGUUUGCGAUCCAAAUUGUACGCGGAAUCCUGUCUCCAAGAGAGCUUGAGACACCAGCUCGGACAUUCCUAAAUUGGUACCGAAAACUAGACUAUACAGCAUAUGCAUUCAACACUAGGCCUGUUACAAGGCACCCGUGCCAGAAGCCUUUUGUUUAUUACAUGAGUACAACUAGGUAUGAUAAACCAAGAGAUAAGAUUAUUGGGAUUUAUACUCUUCAUGGAGAAGAAUACCCUUAUUGCAAAUGGGGUAUGGAAUCUCCCGAAAAGAUAGAUACGAUUGUGGUGUUAAAAAAGGAAGAUAGUAAUCGGUGGACAAAGGCGCCAAGAAGGGAUUGUUGUAGGGUCUUGCCUGCUAAAGAGAAAGGAACUCUAUACUUGUGGGUUGGUAAUUGUCAAGCAAAUGAGGUUAUUGAGUUGUAAACUACUAGAAGGGUACUCUAGUUUCUCAUCAUGUACGUAUGCCAUGGGGACAGAUCAAUGCCUGAACCGAGCGUUAGAAGAUUCAUAUGUUUCCCAGCAUCCAAAAUAGAUGGAUCAACAAACUCCAAAACCGAACAUUGAAAUCAUUGUAGCUAAAUGUUAGCAAUAUUCAUGUUUUCUGAUCCUUCACUAUUUUCCUUUUGGUAUACAUAGUGAGCGUGUAAAUGUUAGAUCAAACUUUCAACAUACCCUUGAUCUGUAUCACUGAAUGCUAAGGUCUUAACAU
Molecule: messenger RNA, 1818 nt
Organism: Helianthus annuus (common sunflower)
Lineage: Eukaryota; Viridiplantae; Streptophyta; Magnoliopsida; Asterales; Asteraceae
Exons: 3
Coding region: 72-1532 (486 amino acids)
Molecular function (GO): acetylglucosaminyltransferase activity
Source: RefSeq, a predicted model, not a curated record